AUGUCUAAUAUAAUUUCUCUUUAUUAUCUUUUUCAGUUUGUUAUUUUUCUCUAUAUUAUUCCAAUUUAUAUUACUAUUGAAACUACAAUAAAAAUUGUUUUUCUCAACGGUUUAAAUGUAAUUCGUUGUUCAGAUCAUCAAGUACAAGUAUAUAAAUUACCAUAUUAUACUGGAGUAACAUUCAACAGUAUAAUAACAUGUGAUACAAAAGAUGAAAUCUAUUCUCCACAAUAUACUGGUUUUAAAUGGGGUAAAUUAAAACUUAUUUGUUCUUCGCAUGGUACUAAAGUACAGGAAGAACAAGUUAUUAUAAAAUCCAAAAAUGGUGAUAUUCAAGAUAUUCCUUCUGCUAAAGGUCAAUUAGGUCAAUCGACAGAAUUGUACGAGUUAAUAGUCAAAUCUAGUCUUAUUUCUGACACCAGAAUAGUAUCAAGGGAACAACCAGCAGAUGAUGCAUAUUUUGAUGAAAAUACUACACCAAAAGAAAGAAGAAUUUACAUAUGGUUUCCAGAUCAUCCAAUUAUUUGUCGAAUAAUAUUUACUGGUGAUGAAAAUAAUCCAUGUCCUUCAAUGCAUAAUCAAGAGAUCGAUGAUGUUGAUUAUGCAUGUUAUUAUAAUCCAGGUGCUGAUGGACUACCAACGAAAGAACAAAUGGAAGCUGAAUUAAAACAAAUAGAAGAAACAGAUGAUAAACCAACUACUGUUGCAGCAUAUUUUCGUAUGUAUAUUCGUAUUCCAUCACGUCGUAAACGCAAAGAUAAUACUUCAAUUGAUUCUGCUGAAAUUUAUGAUGAUGAAUUAAACGAUCAAACAAACAACUCAUCAUAUCAUAACACUCCUCAUCCUAUAAACUCAUCAAAAUCAAAGGAAAAACAUGAUAUACUAAAGAUUAUUGGACUGAUAUUUGGAAUCAUUCUACUUAUUGGUCUCAUUGGUGGUGUUAGUUAUUUUCUCAUUCGAAAACAUUACUUUAAGAAGUCUUCAUCAUCAACAAUGAACAUUGAAAACGAUGGAAAAGAUUCAUAUUCUCUUAGUACAAAUCAAAGUCAACAAUCAUUAACUGUAACAUCAACAAAUGAAACAAAUACACAUGUACCUAUGAAUGUGUCGCCACAAGAAGAACAAACUUUUGCUAGAUUACAACCACCCGAUAGAAAUAAACGACAAAGAACUGAUACUAGUAAUCUGAUUGUAAAUGCUUUAAUCUAUUCAGAUAAUUGUUUAAGGACACUUAACUCAAUACUUGAAAAAAAUAAGAUCAUGAAUUAUUUGUUAUUCAUUUCGUGUCUAUUUGCUGUCUGUUUGGCUGCUACUUAUGGUCAAUUCUUUUUUCCAACAACUGGCCGAACAACUGCUCGUCAUACGGGAACAACUGGUCGUCCAACUGGUACAACUCCAAGUAGUGCAUUAUCAUGCGUUUGUUCAUGCUGUUCUGGUUUCCGUUGUAAACCAAUGUUUCUUCAAUCAUUCAUUGAUACAACAUGCACAACAAAAGCAUGCAAAGACAAAUGCAAAGUAUUCGAACCAAAACAUUGCGAUCAUACACUUAUGGGUAGCAAUGAUGCUUAUUGUACUGUUCUACACUAA
Messenger RNA from Rotaria sordida, 1587 nucleotides. The record is from the annotation of a GenBank genome assembly. NCBI's taxonomy places the organism in Eukaryota, Metazoa, Rotifera, Eurotatoria, Philodinida, Philodinidae.